Lotus japonicus is the source of this 4175-nucleotide messenger RNA. RefSeq lists its product as uncharacterized. Lineage: Eukaryota; Viridiplantae; Streptophyta; Magnoliopsida; Fabales; Fabaceae. The record is from RefSeq and is a predicted model, not a curated record. Bases 317 to 3835 code for a protein of 1172 amino acids. The transcript has 8 exons.
UCAACAUAACCCGCAAUCACGCGUUUGCUUUCACUUUUCACCUUCGCCCUCUCGGAGCGUGGAUAGAGAACCCACACAACACAAACAAAAUCGGAGAUCCUCCUCCAACCGCCACCACCGCCACCACCACCACCACCACCCUCUCCGUCUCUGACAACAACGCAACGCUGCGCUUUGCUCCACCGUCCCUUCUCAAUCACUCAGGUACCUUUAUCUUCCUUCCCCAACCGCAAACCCUCAAUUUCAGGAUUCAAUUGAGUCCCCGGAAUUAGGUUUACAAACUAUUGCGAGAACAGACCAGAUCGCAGCGCUGAAAAUGAAGGGGCGAUCGCACCGCCCUCAGAGUUCCGACCCGCCGGACGAUUGGGUCGACGGUUCAUGGACCGUGGACUGCGUCUGCGGCGUCACCUUCGACGACGGCGAAGAGAUGGUCAAGUGCGACGAGUGCGGCGUCUGGGUCCACACGCGCUGCUCCCGCUACGUCAAGGGCGACGACACGUUCUCCUGCGACAAGUGCAAGAGCAAGAGCAAGAGUAAAACCACCACCAGCAACAACAACAGCAACAACAAUCGGGUUGACCGCAUCACCGAGGAAACCGAGGUUGCUCAAUUGCUGAUUGAGCUUCCAACCAAGACUAUGUCUAUGGAGAAGAAUCACCAUAACCUCCACCACAACAGCAACAACAGUUCGUUCUCCGCGUCGAAAGUCGUCGCGUCUCGAUCUCGCCGCCCUUUCAAGCUAUGGGCAGAGAAGCCCAUGGAGGAGAAGGUUCAUGUUCAGGGCAUCCCUGGUGGUGACCCUUCUCUGUUUGCAGGUAAGGCUGUGCCGUCGAUUUUCGGUCCCCAGUUGUGGAAGUGCACCGGUUAUGUUCCGAAGAAGUUUAAUUUUCAGUAUAGGGAGUUCCCCUAUUGGGAUGAUGAGAAGAAGAAUGAGGGUACGCAGGAGAAUGAUAAUGGGGCUGGGGUUCUGUUCUCUUUUUCGAAAGAAACUAGUGCUAUCAUGAAUUCCCCUGUUGCUGCUUUGGUUGAUAUGAGAUCCAGCCACGGGAAAGCGGGCUCGUUCAAGGAUAUGGGAAUGGGGAAAUUUGGCCGCGGGGAGGACGCUCCGCGUGUCCAGAGUACGAUGAAGAAGGAGAGCGGCUGGCUGAGGCCUCUUGUUGUUCAUAGCAGUAAGAAAAGGAAAGAGGACUUUGCGAAUUCUAAUUCCAAAGACAAAAGUGGGAAGAAGCGGGUUAGGACUUCUGACAAAGAUUUUGAUCCUAGGAGGAGGAGUUCACAUUCUUCUAAACCAGCAUUUCCACCCACCAGAGAUGCAAAACAAAUGGAAUUUUAUGAGGACAGGGGUCCGAAGAUUUUAAAGGCCGAUACCCGGAGCUUAAAGAAUAAGAACUUGAAAGACAAAGUGGUUCAAGAACAUAUUUCUAAUGAUUUUACUGUGGAUACCAUUGUGGAAGAGCCAAGCAACAACUUGACUGCUACUGAGGAGUCUUCAGAAGCUUUAUAUCCUAAAAUGGCAAGACGUAGUCUUUCUGAUGGAGAUGCAUUAGCAGAAGAGAAGACCGGCCGUAAAUCUGUUGAGAUGUCUUCUAAGACUGAUGAUGCUGUUACGUCAGCUCUAAAUCAUAAUUGUGUUGAAAUUGCGUCAGUUAAAGAGAAGGAUGGAGAUUGCUUGGCAGCUGAAAAUAUGGAUGAUACUUUAGUAGGAAGAAGCACUGAGAGUCCUCACAGAGAAGGUCGUUGUGGUUCUGCUUCCAAACUUAUGGAUAACCAAGUUUCUCAAGAUCUUGCCUGUAAUCUGCGUCCUUGCUCUGCAAAACGCAAAGUUAGGGUGAAGAGAGAAGAUGACGGUGAUAAUUUUAAGCUCUCCAAUUUUCAUUCUUCUCCUAUUAGUGAUCUUAAAAUCAAUGAAAAGCCAGCUGAUCACUCAUCUGAUAUUGUUAAAGUGAAUGAGGCUGUGGUUCCCAGUUUAUCGUCGUGUAAAAAUAAGGUGGGUGAUGUUGACAUAUCAUCAGAAGUAGCCCCUGAUGAUCAUAGCAAUAAACCCAAGGAGUUACCUGGUAAUUUUUGUCAUGGAAAACAAGAAGUGGAGGGGUCUAAAGGUUCCUUUGAAACACUCAAGGAAUUUUCAGAAACAAAAGAUAGUCCAGAUUCUGCUAAGGAUCCAUCGAAAUCUGAAGCACUUGGAUGUCUGCAAAAAAUGCCAACAUGUGUUGGAAAGUCAUCUCCAGCUUCAUCAACCAUGAACUCCAAAUCUUUGAGUCAAAACUUCAACUCUGAAGAUGCUGAAAUCCAAAAUUCUUUUACUAAGCAACGUGUGAUGGUUGAUUGUAACAUUCCUGUAAAGAAUGAAAGUAGUCCACAUGAUGCUGCAAAGGAUGAAAAUCCCAAGAAGUUUGUAAGAGAGAGAUCAAAAUCUUCUUUGCAUUCCAAUUCAAAAGGAUUACAUUCAAGCAGGAGUUUGCAAAAUUCUGUUUCAAAGCAAGCAAUUUCAGAGGCUAGGGAUUCUGUUUCAAAGCAAGCAAGUUCAGAGGCUAGAGAUUCUGUUCAUUGUUCGUCAUCUAAAGCAUCAUCGGGACAUCAAACUUCAACUAAUUUAGGUUCUAGUGAAACUAAUGCAUCAUUGCACCAGCAAAAGGCUUUACAAGUGCAGAAUAAGAUUUCUUCAGUGCCCCCGAAAGUUGAAAAGGCUAACCAAACAAAUAUACAUUCUUCCUCUAAGUCUAAUCAGAACCAUGUGCCAACAGUGAAUCCUUCUCCAACAUCAAAUUCUUCAAUGCUGAGUGAUGAAGAGCUUGCUUUGCUAUUGCAUCAAGAACUAAAUAGUUCACCUCGGGUACCUAGGGUGCCCCGUGCACGCAAUACGGGUAGCUUGCCACAAUUGAAUUCUACUAGUGCUACAAGCAUGCUAAUGAAGCGAACAACAUCGGCUGGAGGAAAGGAUCACUAUUUGGUAUCUAGAAGAAAAUACAAGGAUGCAUCUAGAGAUGGGUUUUGCAGUUCCCGUGAGCCUGAGGAUGAAGCUAAAAUAGAAAAGGAGAAGGGUCCAUCCUCAUCUGAUCAGAGAAAACAAAAUAUGGAAUGUGUAGAAGAUACUUCUGUAAAGGAAGGAGGCCAUGCAUCAGUGAUAGCUUCAAACACUAUCACAAACAACGUUGUUUCUGCCACCUCUGCCAUUGCAAAUAGCAGUCCACACUCCCCUUCAGAGGAGCAGAGUUUUUCAUUGAUACGGAACUCCCCCAGGAAUAUAUCUGAUGAUGACACCGCAACUGCUGGAAGGCCAGUUCAUCACACCUUACCUGGUUUAAUCAAUGAUAUUAUGAGCUCCGGCAAGCGUAUGACAUAUGAAGAACUCUGCAAUGCUGUGCUUCCCCACUGGCACAACUUGAGGAAGCAUAAUGGAGAGCGCUAUGCAUACUCAAGUCAUUCUCAGGCUGUUCUUGACUGUUUGAGGAACCGGCAUGAAUGGGCAAGGUUGGUUGAUCGUGGUCCAAAGACAAAUACAAAUCGGAAAAGGCGUAAACUGGAUGCUGAAGAAUCUGAUGACAGUGGAUAUGGCAAAGGAAGAACUGCAAAAGAGGUGGAAGGGAAGAACUUUGAGUUGCAAAAAGAAGAGUUCCCUAAAGGCAAGCGUAAAGCAAGAAAGCGCAGGCGCCUAGCUCUUCAUGGACGAGCAGUAAACGACGUGAGGAGGAGACAAAAAGCUGACUCGCAAACUGAUGAGGAUGUGGGCCCAUUCUCCAAUUCUAGUGAAGAGAGCAUAUUUAGUGAGGAUGAAAUUCAAAAUGGCAGAACAGGCCCAGCAGGAAGUACAUCAGAUGAGGCAGGUAGUGCCUAAUUUCAGGUGGUCAAAUAUCUCAACAGGUUUUCUCUUGCAAGAAUGUAGACUUUUUUUGGCUUGUGCUGGAACUUAGGUAUUCUGUCUGUGGGAGCCUGUCUUGUGGGGAUUACAAUGUAUCUCUAGUGUAAAUAUUUCCUGUAGUAUGGUGUACCUUUCUUAUGCGUGGGCUGAACGAGUAGGUUAUGUAGAAUUUGUAACUUAUAAAUGACUAAACGAUUCAGUUAGAGGGCAAGAAAAAAAAUGUACGAUUGUAUUUUACUAGGAAGUAAUACGAAUUCUAAGGUUCGAAGUGGAUGUUUUGACUAUAUGAAGUUAGUGUAAAACACAUACAUAGGCA